Messenger RNA from Lingula anatina, 857 nucleotides. RefSeq names its product potassium/sodium hyperpolarization-activated cyclic nucleotide-gated channel 2. The record is from RefSeq and is a predicted model, not a curated record. Gene Ontology annotation, molecular function: voltage-gated potassium channel activity. Gene Ontology annotation, cellular component: HCN channel complex; membrane. NCBI's taxonomy places the organism in Eukaryota, Metazoa, Brachiopoda, Lingulata, Lingulida, Lingulidae. Gene Ontology annotation, biological process: potassium ion transmembrane transport; sodium ion transmembrane transport; regulation of membrane depolarization.
AUAUGGGUCACCAUGAUUAUCCGUGGUCUUCCAAUGCCCUGGCUGAGAGCAAAAUUACAAAAGUUCUUAAAUUUGCUCAUAGUUAACAAAGCAUGUAACCCGUAGACAUACCUGUUUUUCCAAAUUGUUGAAGAAGUUAGUGGUAAGACUGAAAAGUAUAAGCCAUAAUUAAUUUAAAGACCGGGGAUAUCCAAGCAAAAAUAGAUAAUACAACAAAAAGAGCUAGUGUUGCAUUGUGUGUAGAUUCAUUGAAAAUUCCAACAGCUAUAAAAAAAGGAAAAAUUGAUAAAGGUAGUUCGGGUGAAGUGAAUGAUACUGCACCAAGUGGGAUGGCGUUUCGCAGUUUUUUACCAAACACUGGGUCCUUUUUCUUGGCUACUGCCGAGCAUUUCUUUCAGGCAUCAGCAGCUAAUAAGCUUUGUAGGAAAGUUUUAAGAAGCAAAGAUGCUAUAGAAGCAGAGCAGAAAAGACAACAAAAUACAAACAAAUAUAUUAUUCAUCCUUUUAGUAAGUUCAGAUGGUUUUGGGACCUUUUCAUGGUGGCAGUAUUAUCUGUAACAUUGAUAAUCCUGCCUGUCAACAUUGCCUUCUUCCCAAAUGAUCCAGACUCACACUGGGAAGGCAUGAACAUUGCAGUAGAUGUCAUCUUUUUUAUAGAUAUAAUUCUCAACUUCCGCACUGGAUAUAUCAGAAGUGAAACAGAAGAGGUCAUAUUGAGCAGUAAGAAAAUUACAAUUAACUACCUGAAAACCUGGUUCUUCCUAGAUUUCAUUUCUACAGUUCCAUUUGAUUAUUUUUUCCUUGCUUCAACUGGGACAGCAUCCAGAGCUUUAAAUGCACUCAGGAUGCUGCGGUGA